AUGGUUUCAAAUGGUGAAACGGCUCAGAGGAUGUCCUCGAAGAGAUUAAUUGGCAAAGUUGCUGUUAUAACUGGUGGUGCAAGAGGAAUCGGGGCUGCCACGUCGAAAUUGUUGGCCGAAAAUGGAGCUUAUGUCAUAAUAGCUGACAUACUAGAUGAAUUAGGGGCAAAACUAGCCGAUCUAAUUGGAGGCCGAUACGUACACUGUGAUGUCUCGAAAGAAUACGAUGUUGAACAUGCAAUUCAAUUUGCAUUAAAAUGGAAAGGGCGAAUAGACAUCAUGUUCAACAACGCUGGCGUAGCAGGACCAGAAGGGAGCAUAACGAACCUCAAAAUGGAUGAUCUGAGGGCGUUGAUAGAUAUAAAUUUGAACGGAGUAGUACACGGAAUCAAACAUGCUGCUCGUGCAAUGAUCGAGGCUAAAAGAGGCGGUGCCAUAAUAUGUUCAUCANNAGGCGGUGCCAUAAUAUGUUCAUCAAGCUCUGCAGCCAUCAUGGGAGGCCUGGCAGCCCAUGCCUAUACAUUGUCAAAAGAGGCCAUUCUUGGUCUAGCCAGGAGCACAGCAUGUGAGCUCGGGGUACAUGGCAUACGCGUGAAUUGCAUUUCACCCCAUGGGGUGCCCUCCGAGAUGCUCAUGACUGGCUUCAGAAAGUUCCUUGGGAAUGCAGAUUUGAAACCGGAGGAUGUUGGUAAGAUUGUGGCGGAAAGAGGCAGCCUUAUUAAGGGGAGAUGUGGGAGUUUCGAAGAUGUUGCACAGGGUGUCCUGUUUCUAGCAAGCGAUGAUGCAGGAUUUAUAACAGGGCACAAUCUAGUUAUAGAUGGGGGUUAUACUUCUGCUUGCAGUCAAAUGAGUUUCAUGUACCAAGGCUAA
Fraxinus pennsylvanica is the source of this 870-nucleotide messenger RNA. Lineage: Eukaryota; Viridiplantae; Streptophyta; Magnoliopsida; Lamiales; Oleaceae. The record is from the annotation of a GenBank genome assembly.